This is a messenger RNA of Suillus paluster, 484 nucleotides long. Its product is annotated as cytochrome c oxidase biogenesis protein Cmc1 like-domain-containing protein. The transcript has 3 exons. The record is from RefSeq and is a predicted model, not a curated record. The coding region runs from base 191 to 466 and encodes 91 amino acids. Gene Ontology annotation, cellular component: mitochondrion. Lineage: Eukaryota; Fungi; Basidiomycota; Agaricomycetes; Boletales; Suillaceae.
AAUCGGCUACUGGAACGCGGGCGAAGCAAUGAGUUUACGAGGAGAGAAUGGGCCGACAUUAUGGAGGACGGCUAGUCGGGAGAACGUCAGACUCACAGCGUGAACAAGUCCUGAGGACGGCAGCUUCCGUCGACAAAAAAGGCAAGUCGGUGAAUCAGCUUUGUUGAAACCUUGUUCGCAUUGGACUUUCAUGAACGCGCUUUCCCGAAGGGAAGAGGACACACUCCUCAAAACUACAAAAGCGCGCGCUUUGGCGGAAUGUGAUCCAAUAGUCAAGGAAUUCGCCGACUGCGCGACCGGACGCACACUGUCUGUUGCAUGGGCUUGCAGGGACAAGUACAAGGCUCUGCAAGAGUGUAUGCUACAAUACACCAGCCAAGCAGCCAUGGAUGAUGUCCGAAAGGAAUAUCUUCGAUUAAGAGAUCAACAGAGUGUGUCUCAAGCACCUCUGACGAUGAUGGGGUAGCUUGAUAUCAAUCUUCGU